CUGCAGUGGAGGAAGAGCGAGCAGCACAAACAUGAAGGAGAGUGGAGGUUUUUUCUGGAAGGUGCUGCUGGUGGGGAUGUGUGCGUUGCUGCUCCUGAGCUCAGGAGGUUUGGUGUUCCUGCUGGUAAGACAGAAGGAGCUGACGGAGGAGCUGGUGAGGUUGGAUGCCCAGGUCCAGGUGCUGUCUCAGAGCUGCGGGCUGCAGGCGGGCGUCCUCCAGCCAUCGGACCCGGCGGAGGCUGUAGAGCUCCUGAAGCUCCAGCGCAGCAGAAGGAACCAGGAGGGGAAACCCACAGGAGGCGAGGGCGAGAAGGAUAUGAUGAUGCUGAUGACAUACUCCAUGGUUCCUGUUAAAGCCUUCAUGGAUCUGUGUAACAGCUCCAAGGGACUUUGCUUAUCAGCCCCAGCUGGACCACCAGGUUUGCCUGGUAGAGCUGGUUCAUCGGGUCCUCAGGGUGUGCCCGGGCCGGAGGGGAGACGGGGAAGAAGAGGAAUUGCUGGUGAAAAAGGAGAACCAGGACCUAAAGGUGACGCUGGGCCUCCCCAAGGGAAAGGAGAGACCUACAAUGAGAUUCUCAUUGAGGGUACUCCUGGUCCAAGGGGUCCAGCAGGCCCAGCUGGUCCAGCAUGUCCUGCUUGGUAUUGUAAUGACGUGAGAAACAAGAUCCUCAGAGAACACAUCCGUCAAAACAACAUGUCGCUGGAUUCAUCUCCUUCUGUGACCAACGGAGAACACCGCAACUCAACAAUGAACAAUGAACCUCCCCAUCCAGUAAAUGAGAGCGUUUUGAAUGUUACUGCCUCUAAAAAAGCUCUAAACACAAGUACAGAUUCUGUUUCACAUCGCCCUGACCACAGACACGACCUGUGGAUGGAAACGGGUACAGAGAAUGUUACAGAGGCAUCAACUAACGUAUUAACAGUUUUACCAAGGCCACAUCCAACUCAUGAAGCCUCCGGUGGUUUUAACGUUUCUGACUCGGAGAAACUGAAAAAGACGGAUAAGAAAUCUGAGUCAGUAUCAUUUCAUAAAGACUACAACCACGACACCCUGAAAAACACACAUAAUGUUACAGAAGGACCAAUACAAUUAUCAACAGCUCCUCUUUCUGUGGAGCAAAAUGGUGAUUCCUUCAAUAACAGUGACACUAUUAUUGAUGCACACAUGCAAAGUGCAUCAACAACUCCUCGGCCAUUUGACCACAGCAGAGAUGUUACUGACCCUCAGAAACCUCGAGACACAAACAUGGAAGCUGAGUCAGUAUCAUUUCAUCAAGACGACGACCAUGACAAGUUGAACGAUACCAAGAGAGAACAUAUUAUAGACCGACUGAUAAGAUUAUUAGUUCCUCUCUCUGUGGACCAAAACAGUGAUUCCGUCAAUACCAGUGGAACCGUUAUUGAUGCACUCAUGCACAGUGCAUCAACAACUCCUCGUUCAACUGACCACAGCAGAGAUGUUACUGACCCUCAGAAACCUCGAGACACAAACAUGGAAGCUGAGUCAGGAUCAUUUCAUCAAGAUGAAGACCAUGACAUGUUGAACGAUACCAAGAGAGAACAUAUAAUAGACCUACUGAUAAGAUUAUUAGUUCCUUUCUCUGUGGACCAAAACAGUGAUUCCUUCAAUACCAGUGGAACCAUUAUUGAUGCACCCAUGCACAGUGCAUCAACAACUCCUCGUCCAACUGACCACAGCAGAGAUGUUUCUGACUCGCAGAAACCUCGAGACACAAACAUGGAAGAUGAGUCAGUAUCAUUUCAUCAAGAUGACGACCAUGACAUCUGGAACGAUACCAAGAGUGAAAAUAUUACAGACCGACCGAUAACAUUAUUAGUUCCUCUCUCUGUGGACCAAAACAGUGAUUCCUUCGAUACCAGUGGAACCGUUAUUGAUGCACCCAUGCACAGUGCAUCAACAACUCCUCGUCCAACUGACCACAGCAGAGAUGUUACUGACCCUCAGAAACCUCGAGACACAAACAUGGAAGCUGAGUCAGUAUCAUUUCAUAAAGACGACAACCAUGACAUGUUGAACGAUACCAAGACACAUAAUGUUACAGACCGAAACACUGACCAAAACAGUGAUUUAAUAAACAAUGCUACAGAGGCACCGACUAAAUUAUCAACAGACUCACUUUCUGUAGGUCUGGAGAGGGAGGCCUCCACCAUCAGUGGACAUAUUACCAAAACACCGAUGAGAAGUGAGUGCCACAUUAGAAGUAUUAAAUGUCCGGAGACAGCCGCCACAAUGCAGAGCACUUAUGGAGCCUGGAUGUCCGAUGCGUCCCGGCUGGAAGGAGGGCGGUACUGGCUGGCCGAUCAUUUUUCAGGUCGAGUUUUGGUGGAGCACAGAAACAUUUCGACAUUACUUGAUACAAGCAGCAAGAUGAUAGAUGUCAGGAGGUACUUCCAGGGCUGUGGUCAUGUGGUUUAUAAGCGGUCAUUUUACUUUCACAACGCAGGAUCAAACAGGCUUAUCAAAUUUGACCUGAACACCGGUGAAACAAACACUCUGACUGUGGCAAACAGCAGAUAUCACAACCUGAAUUAUCUUUUCGGAAACUCAAAGACAUAUUUCAAGUUUGCUGUGGAUGAAAAUGGACUGUGGGUCAUUUUUGCAGCAGAUACAGACGAUGAUGAUACGAUAGUUGCAAAGAUCAACACUGACACGUUCACUGUGGAGUCAGUCAUUCACACUGGCUACCCUACAAGUAAAGCAGGAAAUGCUUUCAUUGUAUGUGGGGUGAUAUAUUUUACAGAUGACGAAGACAGAAAAGUUACAUAUGCCUUUAAUUUAGUGAAAGAGAGUCCUCUGGAUGUAAGUUUGGAUUUAAGGACAGGCGAUGGCAUCUUGACUAUGCUGUCAUAUUAUCCCAACAGGAAGCUUCUAUACAUGUGGGACAACAGCAGCGUGAAAAUAUGCAAAGUUAGAGUCAAAUUGACCAAGAAAUAACACCAAAACGUAAUAAAGAAAGCGAUAAAGAUAUUUGUAAAGUCUCAGUAGAUUUACGUGAAAUUCUUGAAUCACUGACUCGAUUUUUUUGGAGGCUUCAGUUACACUGGCUAUUGUUCACAAGAAAUGUAUUACUCAAAUUAAUAACUUCUGAUGUUCAUGUGUUGAUUCCAAGAUACCUAUAUCUGCAUUUACACAGAUCCUAACUAGGGCUCUAAAAAAAUGAUGAGACAUGUUAUAUUUCAAUUAUUAUGUACUGUGAAUGAGAAAGUCUGUUUUUAAUGUCACUAUUGAACAUGAAGGUCAUUUAAAAUGUCUAGAUAAUGUUGAUUUAUAUAUGUUUUGUAAUUAAACUACAAGACGAGACAAUUACAUUACAUUACUUUUUAUUUAGCUGAUGCUUUUAUCCAAAGCGAUUUACAAUAAGUGCAUUCAACGAUGAGUACAAACUCAGACCAAUAAGAAUCAAGAAAGGACCAUUUCUUCAAGAAAGCCAAACUACAAAGUGCUACAAGUAAGUGCCAUUUGAGUUUUGACUAAAGUACUUUUUUUUUUAGACAAGGGGACAUGAAUGAUUUGGUCAGCACCAAAUCUUUGUAUGUAUGUUAUUAUUAUCAUUGUUGUUAAAUAAAGUAUAACAGAACUCUGA
Molecule: messenger RNA, 3605 nt
Organism: Pseudoliparis swirei
Lineage: Eukaryota; Metazoa; Chordata; Actinopteri; Perciformes; Liparidae
Gene: gldn
Product: gliomedin
Exons: 28
Coding region: 32-2956 (974 amino acids)
Biological process (GO): signal transduction
Cellular component (GO): cell surface
Source: RefSeq, a predicted model, not a curated record